Messenger RNA from Blastomyces dermatitidis ER-3, 177 nucleotides. RefSeq lists its product as uncharacterized. NCBI's taxonomy places the organism in Eukaryota, Fungi, Ascomycota, Eurotiomycetes, Onygenales, Ajellomycetaceae. Bases 1 to 177 code for a protein of 58 amino acids. The transcript has a single exon. The record is from RefSeq and is a predicted model, not a curated record.
AUGGAGCAGGACAGGUGUCUCACUAGAAGUGGCUCCUGCCAGCCGCUCCGCUCCACUGGGCUGGACAAGUUCACUGAGAAGCAAGCUUUCUGUGAACCCACUCAGGGAUCUGAUGCUGGGCGCGUCUACUCGCAGAUGACAGCAGAGAAACACACUGUCAUGAUCACAGAGAUCUGA